Molecule: messenger RNA, 1676 nt
Organism: Aphis gossypii (cotton aphid)
Lineage: Eukaryota; Metazoa; Arthropoda; Insecta; Hemiptera; Aphididae
Product: thiamine transporter 1-like
Exons: 9
Coding region: 37-1422 (461 amino acids)
Biological process (GO): vitamin transport; transmembrane transport
Cellular component (GO): plasma membrane
Molecular function (GO): vitamin transmembrane transporter activity
Source: RefSeq, a predicted model, not a curated record
GGUGUUUAUAAUUAAUAUUAAAAUCAAAAAAUCAAAAUGGACAAUUGGAAGAAAAUAUCGUUUUUGGUCGGUGUGUUUGCAUUCAUGAGAGAAUUCCGACCCAUCGAUACAUUUUAUGCUGCGUAUAUGACAAGUCCUUACAUAAAUUGUACAGUUGAACAGAUACCAACAGAGCUGUAUGCUGUUGGAUCAUAUUCUAUGUUUGUGUUGAUCAUAAUUAUAUUUUUGGUCACGGAUUAUGUCAGAUAUAAACCUGUACUAAUUGUCGAUGGACUUGGCGGAGUAAUGCAUUAUAUUGCCAUAACAAAUCGUCCUUCAAAACUCAGAAUACAGUUUGGACAGGCGUUCUUUGGGUUCUUUUAUUCCGCUGAAGUGGCUUUAUUUGGAUACUUAUACGCGAUGGUAGAAGAAAAAGAAUUUUAUCAAAAAAUAACUGGUCACGCGAGAGCUGCAACGUUAACAGGAAAAUUCUUUUCAUCGUGUCUGUCCCAAAUUCUAGCCACUUAUUAUGGAACUCCUCCAUUCAACGCGUUCGUUUAUAUGUCUAUUUUCGGCAUGUCAUUUACGACUAUAUGGGCGAUAUUUCUACCAAAAGUUAACCAAAGUCUUUACUUUCUAAAUAAGAAAAAAGUUGAAGAAACGUCGAUGGGACAGUCCACCGUCACCAUUUAUAACCCAGAAAAGUAUAAGGAUUCACAGCUGAGUAUUGAAGCAGCUCCCAAUGAAAAGAAAGUCGACAAACCCGAAAAUAACGAAGUUGUGGAAGCAGAACAGAGCUUGAUCAAUACACUGUACAACGAUUUCAAACAAUCGUAUUCCGACCCGUACGUCCGUAAGCUCUGUUUUUGGUGGGCAGUGGCGAUGGGUGGUUACUUACAAGUGUAUGCGUACAUGACUGUGCUCUACUCGUACGUGUUGGAAGAAAAUGAAGAUACGGAGUUUACGCUGUACAACGGCGCGGCAGAAUCGCUAACCACACUCAUAGGUGCCCUUUCCGCGUUUGCUAUAAGUAAGGUAAAGUGGAAUUGGUAUUCCGUCGGCGACAUUUUCUUCACCGUUGGAUCUGUUAUCGCCGCCAUUGUUUUGCUAUGUUGUGUUUACUGCCGAAACUUGUGGUACAUCUACGCUUUCUACAUAAUCUACGGAAUGGUAUAUCAGACUAUGUUGACCAUUGCAGAAUCUGAAGUUGCCAAACGAUUAAAUAAAAAAUGUUAUGGAUUGAUAUUUGGAUUUAAUACUUUUAUUGCAGUAUGCAUUAAUACCAUUAUUAUAUAUGGAGUGAUUCAAGGUCAUUUUAUUAAAAUCAACAUAGCACAACAAUUUUUGAUAUACACCGCGUUGUACGCAAUACUUGCGAUAUUCUUUUUCGGCACAUCCAUUUUGAAAAUGUUCAGAGACGAAGGGAUUGUAGAAUACAACUGAAGCCGAACGUGUCCUAAUUGAACUACUUAUGGAUAUUUUAUCUGGAACAAAAGUAGUUUUGUGAACAAAUAGAUUUAAUAUGAAUUUGUAUACUAGUAAACUUUAAGCAUUUAAGAAAUCAUAUACGGGUUAUUAAGUUUAUUAUUACGUAUUUAAGUAAGCUUGUUAUAUAAUAUUUAUAAUAUUGUUAUAUAUAGAAUAUUGUCAAUUAUUUAUUUAAAUUAUACAAAGCGAUUCGACAAGUUUUCUCAGUA